AACUUCCGGUCUGAGGCGACUGCUGUUUUUCCUUCCUGGAACCCUGUAUGGAGGGUUUGGUGUUGGAGACCUUGUUUUAUUUCUCAGCGUUUCUUUGGUUGAGUUACACGUGCGAACCGCUAUGGCGUCCGCGUCCGCCCAACCUGCUACCCUGAGCGCCGAGCAGGCCAAGGUGGUCCUGGCCGAGGUGAUCCAGGCGUUCUCGGCCCCUGAGAACGCCGUACGCAUGGAUGAGGCUCGAGACAACGCGUGCAACGACAUGGGCAAGAUGCUGCAAUUCGUGCUGCCGGUGGCCACACAGAUUCAGCAGGAGGUUAUCAAAGCCUACGGCUUCAGCUGCGACGGGGAAGGUGUUCUUAAGUUUGCCCGCUUGGUCAAGUCUUAUGAAGCCCAGGAUCCCGAGAUUGCCAGCCUGUCCAGCAAGCUGAAGGCGCUGUUUCUGCCUCCCAUGACACUGCCGCCCCACGGGCCUGCUUCAGGUGGCAGCGUUGCUGCCUCCUGAGGGUUGGCCUCCCCUGUAACACUUCCUGGGAAGGGAAAAAUCCUGAUAUUUCUGAGGAUAAUAAAUAUACCUGUGACUUA
Artibeus jamaicensis (Jamaican fruit-eating bat) is the source of this 582-nucleotide messenger RNA. RefSeq names its product chromosome unknown C12orf57 homolog (gene CUNH12orf57). The record is from RefSeq and is a predicted model, not a curated record. The transcript is spliced from 3 exons. Bases 122 to 502 code for a protein of 126 amino acids. Lineage: Eukaryota; Metazoa; Chordata; Mammalia; Chiroptera; Phyllostomidae. Gene Ontology annotation, biological process: post-embryonic development.